GUGGCGACGACAAGAAUCCUGUGGAAAGUAUGGAUUUACAUGAAGAUACGAAUAAACUUUGCACUUCCCAUAUUAUUACUGAGGAUGAUCGCCAAAAUAAUUGUACCCCAGAGCUCAAAGUAGCUGGUAUAGAAGUUUUGUUGGCAGUUAAACAAGAGAAUGGUGGCGACAGGAUUUCUGUGGAAAGUAUGGAUUUACAUGAAGAUGCGAAUAAACUUUGCACUUCCCAUAUUAUUACUGAGAAUGAUCGCCAAAAUAAUCGUACCCCAGAACAAGAAGUAACAGCUAUUGAAGAAGCAGUGUUCAUGGAAACGUGUAAACACGAAGAAGGUGUUAUAUGCUAUUUUAGAAAAAAUAAUGAAGUUGGAGAAUUAUUUCAAAAAAUAGAUAAUGUUAUAAAUUUUAUAAGAAAGAUAUUGUUUGCUCUUAUAAAUAUUAUAAAUCUCCACAAAAAGUAAAGUUUGUAAUCAAUGAUUCACAAACAAAUUGGGCGAAAGAUGUAGA
Molecule: messenger RNA, 504 nt
Organism: Daktulosphaira vitifoliae (grape phylloxera)
Lineage: Eukaryota; Metazoa; Arthropoda; Insecta; Hemiptera; Phylloxeridae
Exons: 2
Coding region: 30-458 (142 amino acids)
Source: RefSeq, a predicted model, not a curated record